Molecule: messenger RNA, 1542 nt
Organism: Papaver somniferum (opium poppy)
Lineage: Eukaryota; Viridiplantae; Streptophyta; Magnoliopsida; Ranunculales; Papaveraceae
Product: protochlorophyllide reductase-like
Exons: 5
Coding region: 113-1300 (395 amino acids)
Molecular function (GO): protochlorophyllide reductase activity
Source: RefSeq, a predicted model, not a curated record
UCAUAUAUCUCCUUCAAACAGUUGAGCACUACUUUCCCUUCUUUACCCACUCCAGCAUUUUGCUAUAUCCUGAGAUUCAAAGUAUAAUAUUUCAACCAAAGUAACCUCAGCUAUGGCAACUUCUCUACUUUCAUCAGCUGUCUCCAUCCACAAAGAGGGAAAGUCACUCGUGCAACUCAAGGAAACAACUUCCCUUGGAACUUCUAUUAGCGAGCAUCUGAAGACAAAGUUCAAUCCAACCAUCGUAAGGAGCAAGAGAGAGUAUAGCCAAAGGACCAGAAGCAUUAGAUCCCAAACGGCAGUAAUGACUCCAGCUGUUAACCGUGCCUCACAAGAAAAGAAGAAAACACUAAGAAAGGGAAGCGUGGUGAUCACCGGAGCUUCGUCAGGACUCGGUCUAGCCACAGCAAAGGCUCUGGCAGAGACGGGGAAAUGGCACGUCAUAAUGGCCUGCAGGGACUUCCUCAAGGCUGAGAGAGCAGCUAAAUCAGCAGGAAUGUCCAAGGAGAACUACACCAUUAUGCACCUCGACCUCUCUUCCCUUGACAGUGUCAGGCAGUUUGUGGACAACUUCAGGCAGUCAGGUAGACCACUUGAUGUGUUAGUAAAUAAUGCAGCUGUCUACCAGCCCACUGCAAGAGAACCAGCUUUCACAGCCGAAGGGUUCGAGCUCAGUGUCGGAACUAACCACCUAGGACAUUUCUUACUAUCCCGGUUGCUAAUGGACGACCUAAAUAAGUCUGAUUACCCAUCUAAGCGCCUCAUCAUCGUCGGCUCAAUAACAGGUAACACAAACACGUUGGCUGGUAAUGUACCUCCAAAGGCCAACCUAGGGGAUCUUCGUGGACUUGCAGGGGGGCUGAAUGGAUUGAACAGUUCAGCCAUGAUUGACGGAGGAAACUUUGAUGGUGCCAAGGCCUACAAGGAUAGCAAAAUCUGCAACAUGCUCACCAUGCAAGAGUUCCACAGACGUUACCACGAGGAGACCGGAAUCACAUUUGCUUCUCUCUACCCUGGUUGCAUUGCUACGACUGGCUUGUUCAGGGAGCAUAUUCCAUUGUUCAGAACCCUUUUUCCUCCAUUUCAAAAGUACAUUACCAAGGGCUUUGUCUCAGAAGAAGAAUCUGGUAAAAGACUUGCACAGGUGGUAAGUGAUCCAAGCCUAACCAAAUCAGGUGUUUAUUGGAGCUGGAAUAAGGAUUCAGCUUCUUUUGAGAACCAGCUAUCACAAGAGGCUAGUGAUGUUGAUAAGGCACGAAAGGUCUGGGAGGUUAGUGAGAAGCUUGUUGGGUUAGCUUGAAGAGCAACUUCGGAGAUAUAACUGGUAAGGGAGGAAGGACCUGCAGAACAGCCUUGGAUCUUGACGAGUGUGUGCUAUUGUGCGUAUGAACAGCUAGUAUAGUUGAGUAAUAAUAAGUUCCCUCUUGUAAAAUUUGAAAAUUUUGCACUAAAAAGAGCAAUAAAGCAACUCUUCAACAAAUAUCUAAUAUCAUGGCAAUUUCAAAUCAUAUUACAGAAAAUAUACGGUCGUGCUUGUUUCAA